CUUUUCUUUAAGGUGUCGCACAUGGUGACGACUUGGGCUACUUAUUCAAAUCUUCAAUGACCGGUAAACUAGAGCCUAACAGUCCGGAAGAUGUAGGUGUAAGAAGAUUCUGCAAGAUGUGGACCAACAUCGCAAAAUAUGGCAACCCAAAUUCACCUACAACAGAUCCUCUCCUCCAAACCUCUUGGAAAGCGUUCACAAAGGACGAAAAAAAUUAUCUUGAAAUAGGUCAGGAACUCACUGCUAAAGUAGACCCUUUGAGGGAGAGGAUGGAAUUCUGGGAAGAUCUUUAUAUCCAUAGGAACGACUCUGAGUGAAUGUGGCGUUCCAAAUCGAUUGAAAUAGAGAUAGACUUUUCGAUUUCUUUUCGUUGUAGAAACGAAUUUUUGGAGUUAGGCAUUUGAUAAUUAUUUUAAUCAAUUCAGCCUCCUUUGAAUGCCAAAUGUGGUCGCAUAUCUUUAUAUAAUCUCAUGACCAUG
Molecule: messenger RNA, 479 nt
Organism: Coccinella septempunctata (seven-spotted ladybird)
Lineage: Eukaryota; Metazoa; Arthropoda; Insecta; Coleoptera; Coccinellidae
Product: cholinesterase-like
Exons: 1
Coding region: 57-317 (86 amino acids)
Source: RefSeq, a predicted model, not a curated record